Molecule: messenger RNA, 2357 nt
Organism: Syngnathus acus (greater pipefish)
Lineage: Eukaryota; Metazoa; Chordata; Actinopteri; Syngnathiformes; Syngnathidae
Gene: syt4
Product: synaptotagmin IV
Exons: 5
Coding region: 195-1553 (452 amino acids)
Biological process (GO): calcium-ion regulated exocytosis; regulation of dopamine secretion; vesicle fusion
Cellular component (GO): synapse; axon
Molecular function (GO): phosphatidylserine binding; SNARE binding; clathrin binding
Source: RefSeq, a predicted model, not a curated record
GAGGACGAGGGAAGGAGCACGGGCGGGGUGUGGGACAAACACACACGCGCGCGUACGCGCACAUUCUGAAGACCGUGGCAGAGCAGCAAGAGGAGAUUCAACGGCAACCUUCUUCAUCGACUUCCUCCAUCAAGCUCUCACACGUCUGCUUUCAAGGGGGAGGGGGAAGCAUUACAGGACCUCGGAGAGCGACCAUGGCACCAGUGACGCUGGAGGAUGGAGCGCAGCCUGUGGCGGUCCCGGGAGGUGUCGCGGCGGCAAGCGUCUUCGGCUUGAUCUUCACCGCGUCGGCCUUUGCGUGGAUCUGCUGCCAGCGCAAAAACACCAAAGGCCAGAAGACGCCCCCGUACAAGUUUGUGCACAUGCUCAAAGGUGUCGACAUUUAUCCGGAAAGCCUCGGCGGCAAAAAGAAGUUUGCCCCCGCUACCGGCGUGACAACCAAUAAAGUCGGUCAAACGGACGUUAACGGGAACUGCCGGGGCGCCGCGACGCCCGUGGAUAGUCCCGAGCUGGCGUCGAGCCCGGGUGGCUCCAGAUCGGCGCUACAUCUGGACCUGGAGCAACUGGACCUCAACGGAAACUUCCCCACCAAACCCUCUCACCAGGUCAAGGUGCGGCGCUCGCCCGACUUGGAGCCCGGCACGACGGACCGCCGGGAACCCCCCUCGCCGUCCAUCUCCAGCCACGCUCCGACCCCGGCCACGGACGAGAGAGAGGGGAGGCUCGGAACCCUCCGCUUUGCCCUUGAGUAUCACGUGGAGAAGAAGGCCUUCAUCGUCCACAUUCAGGAAGCCCGUGACCUGAGCCCAACCGAUGAGCAAUCCUUGACGUCAGACCCCUACAUCAAGCUGACCCUGCUGCCUGAGAAGAAGCACCGAGUCAAGACCAGAGUGCUAAGGAAGACUCUGGACCCGACUUUUGACGAAACCUUCAGCUUUUACGGGAUCUCCUUGCCCAGUGUGUCCAAACUGGCUCUCCAGUUUAUGGUGCUCAGCUUUGACAGGUUCUCCCGGGACGAAAUCAUCGGCGAGACCCUCGUCCCGCUCUCGGGAAUCGACCUGUCCGAAGGCCGCGUGCUGAUGAGCAGGGAGAUCAUCAAGAGGAACGUCAAGAAGUCUUGGGGCCGAGGCGAGCUGCUGCUGUCCUUGUGUUACCAAUCCGCCACCAACACUCUGACCGUGGUGGUCCUCAAGGCCCGCCACCUGCCCAAGAAUGACAACAACGGGCCCUCGGAUCCGUACGUCAAAGUCAACCUGUACCACGGAAGGAAGCGCGUGUGCAAGAAGAAGACCCACGUUAAGAAGUGCGCCCCCAACCCCGUCUUCAACGAGCUCUUCACCUUCGACCUGCCCUCCGACCAUGGCCCAAGGGACGCCGGCGUGGAACUGCUGCUGAUGGACUCGGACCCGGGGGACUCCCGCUGUCCGAAGCCGGUCCUCGGCCGCCUGCUGAUGGGAAUGACGGCAGCGGGCACCGCCGGCGAGCACUGGCGGGAGAUCUGCGAGCACCCACGGCGCCAAAUUGCCAAGUGGCACGCCAUGUCUGAGGGUUAAGAUGGCGGGAUGUGUGCAAAUCAUUGGACGGUUGGCGCGGGGAGCCUUAUUGUCGUCAAUCUAUCGGUCAUUAGCUCAUCUUGGAAAUUACGAUUAUACCUUGACCCAUUUGCUCAUUUUUCAAGUUACGAGGCAUAGCUUGGUCGAUGCUGUUGCGUGCCAAAAGCAGAACCAUAGCUAUUGCCAACAAUAUCUGCCUUAAAAAUAUCAGACAAUGUUGGAGACAGAUCAAUAGGAUGGAUUUUUAAAAAAACUAAAUAUAUGGAAAUUGCCCAUAUUUGCACAUACAUAUUUGAUGUUGGCAGUACAGUGUAUCUUUUAAUAUGCCCAAAGACUGUUGACCAACGUUCCUGGGUUACAUCAUUGAGGUUGUCAUGGUAAUCGUGUGCCUAAACGUCUCCAUCUCUCGCUUUAAAUUGAGCGUUACUUUUGACCAAAAGCGCCCGCCCCCUCCCCCCCACACACACCAAAAAAAAAAAAAAAAAAAAGGCAUUAAUUUAUCAAAAGGACCAAAUAUGUUGGAUUUGAUUCAUUAGCUGUUUUUAUUCGUCUGGGUGGACUUUUGGACUAUGUUUUGUAAGUGCUAUCUCCUAACAAGCUUAAAUGAGGUAGCGUGAGCUUGGACUGCAGUGGCAAGAGGCGACGCGCCACAGCCGUGCGAAUGUUUGUGCAGAUGUGCGCAACUGCGUGUGUGCGCACAUAUAAUAUUUGUCAGUUUUGUCCCCUUGACUGUGAGCACAAAGACAGCCGAAAUGAAAUGUAAAAUGAAAGUACCUUCAAAUUAAAGGGAUCAAGUUAUGACAA